GCGACACACUCAUUCCUCUUAACACAAUAGACUUCCAACUUUAGCUGAGAAGGCAGCUCCAUGUGGGACACUUUGUUUUUCUGCUCACAGUCCAGAGCAGUCGAGGAUGCUGCUGAGCCUCUGCAGCCACGCAACACCUGGGGACGCAUUUAAUAUCGACGGACACCUGAACGAAACUGGUCAGACCAUUUGAAUGAGUUGUCUCUACUUAUGUGUGUCGGAGAAACAAUAAUCAGAGAAAAAAGAUAAUCUCCACAUCUGUAAUCGUCACUUGCAAUCCAGCCCAACCAUGAGGGACAGACUAAGUCACCUGCAGGACGUGUCCAACGACAUCAUCGAGCCGACGGAGUGUGCAGAAGUCACGGUCUCUGAAUCCUACAGUAAUAUCGACUUAGAGGAGGAGUUAACCCACGAGGCAGUUGUUUUUGACAACAGCCCUGAUCUGGCAGAAGUGUUUUCUCAGUCACAAGACGUCCAUAGAGAAGUUCAACUCAUCCGCCUCGACGUUAAAAGGCUUCGCGAGCAAAAUUCUCGCAUGCUCCAAGGCAACACCACCAUGAGCACAAUUAAAAGGGACUCCAAUGUUAUCGGAGCUGACAUCAAGAAGCGGGCGGAAAACGUGCUGGAGCGCCUGCACAACAUGGAUGGAACAGCCCACAAGCUCGAGGAAGCGCAUGGCUCAAACUCGGCCAUCACACGUAUCUCCAGGACCCAGUACGCCUGCCUCAGUAAUGGUUUCCGAGAUGUCAUGUUUGACUAUAAUGAGGCCGAGAUGACCCAUCGCAAGAACUGCAAAGGCCAGAUCCAGAGACAAAUGGAGAUAGUGGGGCGCGAGGUGACAGGAGAGGAUGUUGAGGAGAUGCUUGAGAAGGGUCAGUGGAACGUCUUUGCUGACAAUGUAGUUAGUGAAGGCAAAACCGCUCGAUCAGCUCUGUCCCAGAUUGAGAAGCGUCACCAGGAGCUAAUAGAUCUGGAGAGUCGUAUCUCGGGCAUCCAUGAGAUAUUCCUGGACAUCGCCUUGCUGGUAGAGGAGCAGGGUCCAAUGUUGAACUCCAUCCAAACCAAUGUUCAAAAAACUGAUGAAAAUUUACAAACUUGUCUCGUUAAACUCCGUAGAGCCAAACGUUAUGACAGCAGCAACCCGAUGAAGAAGAUGUUUUGCGGCUGUUUUCCAUGCUACAAGUGACAAGAAAAAGAGAUGGGUAGCGAAAUGUCAACAUUCGAAGUGGAUAUAUGAAGAAAAAGAUUUAAACAUUUGCUGUUAAACUGUGUUUGUUAACAUGGGCUCUGGAAAAAUGCCAUAUUUUUAUUUCUUUUUUUUCUUUGAGGAAUAAAAUACAUCUUUAAAGGUAGAAAGGAUGAACCUAUUUUAUCUUGAUUGAGCAAUAAUAAAUGUGUGUAAACAAAUAUAAGUUGCACUUAAGUUAAAUUAAUGUUUGUAUCAAGGGUUUGAGAUGGAUAUCUCAUACCAGAAUACCACCCCCAUGACUGAUAUGUGAUGUUGACGAUUUGAGAAUAUUUUCCAUAUUUUCUUAGCCUCUGGGGCUUCUGUGGAUACAUUUGUGUUGGUAGGAACAUUGCUCCAGGAAGUGCUUCUGUCACAGUAAACCUUAUAAAUGUUAUUUAAAACGAUUCUUCCCUAAUUUCACUGUGUCUUCCCACUGCUGAUAUGUACGUCAUAGCUGACAAAGGCAUUAAAGACAGCUUAAGAAACUCUACCAUAGUUCUUGUUCUUGAAAUCACUUCUCCAU
Molecule: messenger RNA, 1751 nt
Organism: Cololabis saira (Pacific saury)
Lineage: Eukaryota; Metazoa; Chordata; Actinopteri; Beloniformes; Belonidae
Gene: stx11b.1
Product: syntaxin 11b, tandem duplicate 1
Exons: 2
Coding region: 290-1186 (298 amino acids)
Biological process (GO): exocytosis; intracellular protein transport; synaptic vesicle fusion to presynaptic active zone membrane
Cellular component (GO): plasma membrane; endomembrane system; presynaptic active zone membrane
Molecular function (GO): SNARE binding; SNAP receptor activity
Source: RefSeq, a predicted model, not a curated record